Messenger RNA from Nyctereutes procyonoides (raccoon dog), 1168 nucleotides. RefSeq names its product mitochondrial ribosomal protein L1 (gene MRPL1). Gene Ontology annotation, molecular function: RNA binding; structural constituent of ribosome. Bases 115 to 1092 code for a protein of 325 amino acids. Lineage: Eukaryota; Metazoa; Chordata; Mammalia; Carnivora; Canidae. Gene Ontology annotation, cellular component: large ribosomal subunit; mitochondrion. The transcript has 9 exons. Gene Ontology annotation, biological process: translation. The record is from RefSeq and is a predicted model, not a curated record.
CUUGCUCUUUCUUAGUCCUUUCCCUUCCGUCAGUUCCGGAGAGGAACCCUUUUUAAGUCUCUCGCAAGUUGAAGCGUAGGACCGAUUUCGUCAACACAAUCCGGAACGGUCAACAUGGCGGCUGCCGUAAAAUGUGUGGGUCGAGUCUUGAUACGUCAUCAAAAGCAUAGUCUUUCAAAGAAGGCUUAUCAGAUACCUCUUUAUCCUUGUUCUGUAUAUGUUCAGGUGUCCAGCAGACAUUUUGCUGCUGCUACAAAGCCUGCAAAGAAAACAAAAAAAGGUAUGAAAGACAAAGCAUCAGAUGAGAAAAAAGAUGAGAUAGAAAAAAUAAAGUCAUAUUCCUUUAUGGAAGGUGAACCUGAGGAUGAUGUCUACUUGAAGCACCUAUAUCCAAGGCAGAUAUAUGAGGUGGAGAAAGCUAUUCAAUUACUUAAGAAAUUUCAAACUCUAGACUUUACUAAUCCAAAGCAAGGUGUUUAUCUUGAUUUGACACUGGAUAUGUCACUGGGGAAGAAGAAAAAAGUGGAGCCAUUUGCCAGUGUUCUUAGUUUUCCAUACCCAUUCAUUUCAGAAAUCAAUAAAGUUGCUGUACUUACAGGGAAUGCAUCAGAGAUUAAAAUAGCAGAAGAAAAUGGAGCUGCGUUUGCAGGAGGAACUAAUCUGAUUCAGAAGAUUUUGGAUGAUGAAAUUCAAUCAGACUUUUAUGUAGCUGUUCCAGAAAUAAUGCCUGAGCUUAAUCCAUUAAAGAAGAAGCUGAAAAAAAGAUUUCCAAAACUAACUCGAAAUUCUAUUGGCCGUGACAUCCCCAAAAUGCUUGAAUUAUUUAAAACUGGACAUGAAAUUAAGGUAGAUGAAGAAAGGGAGAACUUUCUCGAGACCAAAAUAGCAACACUGGAUAUGCAAAGUGACCAGAUAGCUACCAAUCUGCAAGCAGUUAUCAGUGAAGUUUGUAAGCACAGACCACUCUGUUUGGGACCUUUCGUGGUACGAGCUUUCCUUCGUACUUCAACAAGUGAAGGUUUAUUACUAAAGAUCAAGCCAUUGUUGCCUAAAGAAGUAGAAACCGAAGAAAGUAACAAAGAAGAUGCGUAAAAAAAUGUUAUAUUAUUAAAUUAUUUUCAGUGAAUUAAGAAGCAACAGAGAAAAUUAUAAAACUGUAUAAUUUCUA